AUGAACAGCUCAUCCACUUCAACCCUAGAUAGUCAUGCACCGAAAAAGACUACAUCGAUAAAGUCUCUUCCAUCACUACAACCACGACAAGUAACCCUAGCCCAAAAUCAAACUCAACAUUUGCAACGGAACAGUCCCCAAAGACAACGACAACAUUCCUUGUCAGGGAUUCAGCCACAGUCACCAAUGCAUAAAUCCAGUCGUGGAGAAUUUGAGCGAGAGAGGGGUACAACGUUAUCAUCUAUGAAUAUACCCAUUCAAUCGGUAGAUAGAAGUCAAAAUAAGCCAAGGGUUCAACCGGACCUUGAAAUUGAUACAAAAUUGCGAUCAGAACAAUUGAGGAUACGUAGUGCUACAUUACCUAAUAAACCAUCUUUACGACCUUCACCUUCAUUCGCAUCCAACGAAUCAAAUGCCGAGAGUCCAACUUGGUUGUUGAGUGAUUUACUUUCGAAUUUAAGUUCUCUUAAGGAUAAAGAUGAAUAUUCAGUAGUUCAGAAAUCAAAUGACUUGGUAUCAUUGUUUCAAACGUAUCCAAACUUGAAAGAGGAAGUGCAGAUAAGAACAGUACUACCAAGAAUACAGUUUAUGUUGUACCACUCAGUUCCGGAAGUGAGAUCGUCAUGCUAUCGAAUAUUGCGGUAUUUAAUUGUCAAUUAUGAUAGUCUAAUUUUGUUAGGACAACUGAAACUACUUAUAUUCAUCAUCACAAGUCUAGCUAAUGAUCAGUAUAAAUCAUCAUUGAUAGAAAUGACUCAAGCAUUGAAAUUGAUACGGCAGUAUUUGACUAUAGCUAAGGGUGCAGAUUUGUUAUCUGUUGGUGUUAUAAAGGCGUUGGUUGCUAUUAUCGAAGGCGAUCUGCAUGAUCAUAAUCACACCCUACCUGCAUAUGGAUUACAUGUGGCUCCCAUCCCUGAGGGGUUCAAAAAUGCUUGUUUAGAAACCAUUUGCGAAAUUGCCCUUUUGAAGCCGGAACUUGUCUUUCAUUCAGGAGGAUUCAAAUUGAUGAUCAAUUCAAUCAUUGAAGGUUCAUUCGAAGUGGCAUCGACAUGUCUAUUAAUUAUUCUUCGAUUAUUAAGUUUUCAAAAUUCAAGGAAAUUUCUACGAAACGGAUUCGAUUUGGAUUCAUUAAUUGCAGUUUUCUCAAAUGAUGAGUAUACUGGUGAUGCAAAAUUCAAACAUGUUUCCAAUUUCAAAUUGCAAAAAAUAUCGGUGCUUAUAUCUGUGUUGUUACGUGAUUUCAAUGGAUUGAUUGCAUUUUCAAUCAAUAACUUUACUAGCAUAAAGAACCUUUUGAUUAAUUUGAGUAAAAAGAAUUCUCGUGUGCAGGAUCUUAUUCUUGAUAUCAUACUUGAUGCAUUGAGAAUCCAAGUGUUUCCAUGGUUGGAACAUUCUCCAAUUGGCGAUUUUAUCACCAAGUUUAAUCAUCAAUAUCAACAACAAAACUUAGGAAGUAAAAGAAAAUUUAUAUUUGAAUACAAGGAUAUAAAGGAGCCAUUUCCAAGAGACGUUGUCCAACAUUAUCAAGGGUUGCUCACCUAUAUAUUGGUGAGAAAUCACUUAUUUGAGAAAUUGUUGCCCAUCGUUGAAGAUGGCGGUGACAAAAACCUACAGAAAAAGGCAACUUUUCUUCUACUGAGGCUUUACUUUAUUGCCAAUAAUUAUUUGCCGAAUGAGUUGGUUCUGACAAAGUUGCAAAUACCAGGCAUAUCAGUACAUAUCUCCUUAACAAACAGCAAAAAGAGCAUAGCCGUCGAAACCAAUCAAUUCAUCAAGUCCAAAGUCAAGAGCAUCACGGCAUAUGCUAACUUAGAUGUUGAUGAUGACGAGUUCAAGGCCAUGAUCACCAACAGCAAGGUUCUCACCAUCAAAGAAUUCGAGCAUUGGAAUUGGUCAUUGCUUACUACUUUAGUACAAGGUCCAUUAACCGACUCUAAGCGAUUUGAAGAAGUGUUGGAGAAAUCACCGAAAUUUUUCAAACGAUUGGUGUCAUUUUAUCGUCCAUUUAAGUAUCGGUUUUCAUCAGUGCAUAAUAACAGAAACGCGUCCAAAUAUAUUGAUUUUGGAUGUUUAUUGUUUGAAAUGUACCUUAGUACCGAUGCUGGACUCAAGUAUCUAUCUUCAAGUAAAAUUUUACCACAAGUUGCUGAAAUAGUGGCUCAGAUUGAUCCCUGUAGUGGUAUAUCUUCAAAAGAUCCCAUAUUGAGUAAGAAGAGACUUGAAAAUACGGCGUCUGUGGGGUACUUGCGAUUUAUCGGAGUGUUGAGCAGCAGCAAUGAAGGAUUGAACCUAUUGAUCAAUUGGCAAUUGUUCACCAUGUUUACCAAUAUUAUCUCCGCAUCUAGCCAAACUGAAGUGACCAACUUAUUCAUUUUGACAUUGUUCAAGUAUGCUGAUUUUACAGUCGAACAUACACCUUUCAGAAUCUUAUUCAAGAUGGGUUUAACUGUGUCGAAUUUGAAAAUACGAAGUCAUUUGUUGAAGUAUAUCAUGCCACAAUUGUUAAACGCUUUUGAAUGUCAAGAAUUUUGCAUUGGAGCCCUUAUUGAUAACUUGUAUGAUACAAAUCAUGAUAUCGUCAUUCGAUCGAUUGAUUUGCUAUUCAAUCAUUGUCAAGGAAACAAUUUCCUAAAUCUACAAUCAAUAAUCAAGUAUCAACCAAUUGUUCAUAUCCUACAAAAGUAUGAAAUUGGACGUCGAUUUCUUGUUCAUUUCCUAAAUGAUCCCCACGGGUUUCGAUAUUUAGAAUCACAGGGCUAUCUUGAACACGAGUUCAACAAAUGGUUUCAAAUAACCGAAUUUGAAUAUGUAAAGAAAUUGGAACAGUUGGUUAGGUUUCAAUUCUACCCAUAUGUUAGCCUUGGAGCGUUCCAUGCCCGUGGUAAGACAAACUUAGAUAUUGGUGAUGUUGAGUUGUCGUCGUUGUACUUUUUCAAAUGCUUAUUAUCAACUGAAGAAGGAUUGGCAUAUUUCCAACAAGGAAUGGCACGUGAUUUUUUUGAUCAAGUCUUGUCGUCAGUGGAAAACAUAUUCAAUCAGAUAAAUAACGAUAAUGAAUUUCUUGAUAUCGAUAACCAAGAUGAAAUUCAUUGUGAUAUGUUGAACUUGUUGAAGCAAAAUUUAUGGAUUAUUGGACAAAUUGGUUCAGGAAAAUAUGGAAUUCAAUUAUUAGAUCCAUUGUACAAUAUUAAUCUCAAGUCAUCUAUAGUUGAGCUAAUUUUGAAUCAGUUUCAUCAUUGUCCAAUUUGGGAAAUUAGAGGUGUUUGUUUUUAUGUAAUUGGAAUGAUUUCAACCACGAUUGAAGGGAUUGAAAUUCUUGAUGAAUAUGGUUGGUGUUCAGUAUUGGAUCAAUAUGGAAACAGUAUGAAAUUGGCAUACCCCAAACCAACUCAAAACGAAGUAGUCGGUCAAGUUUUUGAUGAUGCAAAUUUAUUCAAUGUUGCUAUUGUCAAUCCAUAUCGAGAUGCUCAAUAUUUCAAUAUUUUCAAUAGUAUGAUUGAAGAAACAUCGAUUGAAAUUCAAUCGCCACCAAUCACAAGAACCAUUUUCCAUAAUUUACAUAAUUUGAAUUCCAUAUUGUCCAAGAUUGAAAUUAAAGCUAUACGAGAACUAAACAAGUUAAAAUUACAUUCAAGUUCCAUUUUUGAAGAUGGUGAGUUAUUUCUUGAUGUUAUUCGAUUAAUUGAUAAGGGAAACUUUGCUUUUCACAAACGUAUCUUUAUAUUCAAAUUGUUUACGGAAAAUACUCGAGUUUUGGAAUUGAUAUUGAAAAGAGAACGACGAGGAUCAUUCAAGAUGCAAAUUGCAACAACUACGACUACAUAA
Lodderomyces orthopsilosis Co 90-125 is the source of this 3825-nucleotide messenger RNA. RefSeq names its product TORC2 complex subunit (gene TSC11). The record is from RefSeq and is a predicted model, not a curated record. Gene Ontology annotation, cellular component: TORC2 complex. Gene Ontology annotation, biological process: TORC2 signaling. The coding region runs from base 1 to 3825 and encodes 1274 amino acids. Lineage: Eukaryota; Fungi; Ascomycota; Pichiomycetes; Serinales; Debaryomycetaceae. The transcript has a single exon.